This is a messenger RNA of Helobdella robusta, 840 nucleotides long. RefSeq lists its product as hypothetical. Lineage: Eukaryota; Metazoa; Annelida; Clitellata; Rhynchobdellida; Glossiphoniidae. The transcript has 6 exons. Gene Ontology annotation, molecular function: protein binding. The coding region runs from base 1 to 840 and encodes 279 amino acids. The record is from RefSeq and is a predicted model, not a curated record.
AUGGCUUAUCCUUACAUCAAUAAAAAGAUAAAUCUGUCUACAUCAGCAAGUCUUAAACCGCUGGGUGUUACUCUUGACCCGUCUUUAACUUUCAAAGCUCACACUUUUGCUCUCAUCAAAACAUGCAACUAUAUAAUUUGGUUAAUUUACCCCAUUCGACCUUUUUUCAUGGGCCUAGAAAUUCGAAUGAUUUGGGUUCUGUUUAGGCAUCAUCAUGUGAUAAGUGUACCCAGAGCUCCACAGAAUGUGAGAAUUUUUAACAUCACUUCUAGCUGCAUGACAUUAACAUGGGAUAUUCCAAUCACCGAUGAAGAUGGCAAAACUGACGAGGCAACUCAGUACUACAUCGAGAUGAAAGAAGACAGACAACCAAAUUUUUGCCCAAUUGCAAGAGUUAAUGGCAAAGUAAAUUUCUUUGCCUUGGAAUUUUUAUAUCAAGAUAAAAAAUACAUGUUCAGAGUCAGAGGAAAAAAUUCUGCUGGGUAUGGGGAAGCAGCCGAAAUUGAUCAUUUCGUUCAACUGAAUAAAACCUUAGGGCAGCGUGAUGGUAUAGCGGUUAAGAUUGCCUGGUGCUGUUUUAUCUCCACCACUUGGGCUGCAAUCCAGCAGAGUUUGGUGCCGGUCCAAAGUCCGGGUAAAGAAGCAAAUAAUUAUAACGGUUCGGUCGUCGCCCGGGACAACAAGGACCGCAUUGCAGCUUCGGGAACUAGGAGCUACAAUGAAAAGUUUGUUACUGAGUCCCAAAGAGGUAAAAUGAAGAUGAAAUUCACAGUUGGAAUUCGGAAUGUGAGGUCACUGUGGCAAGGUUGGAACAUAUACGAUGCUGAAAAAAGAGCUUGA